Molecule: messenger RNA, 2497 nt
Organism: Mus pahari (shrew mouse)
Lineage: Eukaryota; Metazoa; Chordata; Mammalia; Rodentia; Muridae
Product: zinc finger protein 54-like
Exons: 4
Coding region: 121-2376 (751 amino acids)
Biological process (GO): regulation of cytokine production; regulation of immune system process; negative regulation of transcription by RNA polymerase II
Source: RefSeq, a predicted model, not a curated record
GGGAGGAGUUAGAGGAGUGACGUGAGAGGAAGCUGGGAAACUAGGUGAGUGAAGCCAGCGUCACAAACUGGAGAUUCAUUGUACCUUAAAGAGAAAUUCAAAGAAGAUAAACAGAAAGAAAUGGCUUGUUCACCAGUAAACAUGUCCCAGGGUCUGUUGACAUUCAGGGAUGUGGCUGUGGACUUCCCUCAGGAGGAGUGGGAAUGCCUGGACUCUGCUCAGAGGGCUCUGUACAUUGAAGUGAUGUUGGAGAAUUACAGAAACCUGGUCUCUGUCGAGAACUACUGCAUAUGUGAUACUGUCCAUCAACAUGUGAAGACUGAAAAGGAGUCUUGUCAGUGUAAUGAACUUGGUGAAAUGCUUCAUGAACCCUCCAACUGUGCACUUUAUAAUAGAAGUGACAGUACAGAAACAUCUAAUAACUACAGAUGCUGUAACAAGGAUGCCUCUGUUGACUCGUCAAAUCAAAAUAGACAUAAAAUCACGCAUACUGGAAAAGAACAUUGUGAGUCUAAAGACUGUGAGAAAUCUUUAACUUUGUGUUCUGACAUUAGUCAGGAUCAAAGACUCUACAACGCAAAGAAAGAGCACAGACAGGAAAUAUAUGAUGACUAUUUCAGCUCUGCAUACAGUCUCAUACAACCAACAGUCUACAUUAAAGAGAAACCACAUCAGUGUGGCAAAUGUGGGAAAUGCUUCAGUACCUCCUCAAGCCUCACUGUCCAUCACAGAACUCAUACUAAAGAGAAACCCUACAAGUGCAAUGUUUGUGACAAAUCCUUUACCCAGUGCACACAUCUUAAAAUACAUCAAAGACGUCACACUGGGGAAAAACCUUACAAAUGCAAAGAAUGUGGAAAGUCAUUUGUUCAAUUGUCAGCACUUAAAAGUCAUCAGAAAUUGCAUACUGGAGAGAAGCCUUACAAAUGUAAGGAGUGUGACAAAUCCUUUGCCCAUUAUCCCAAUUUCAGGACACAUCAGAAAAUCCAUACUUCUGAGGAACACUGUAGUUGUUCAGAAUGUGGCAGGGAAUUUCAUCAGCUUUCACACCUUAGAAAACAUUACAGACUCCAUACUGGAGAGAAGCCUUACAAAUGCAAUGAGUGUGACAGAUCCUUUACCCACUAUGCAUCAUUAAGAUGGCAUCAGAAAACUCAUACUCCAGAGAUACAUUAUGAAUGCAAAGAAUGUGGUAAGUCCUUUAUUGAAUUAUCACAUCUUAAAAGGCAUUACAGAAUCCAUACUGGCGAAAAGCCAUACAAAUGUGAGAUAUGUGACAAAUCCUUUACUACGACCACAACUCUUAAAACACAUCAGAAAAUUCACACUGGAGAGAAACCUUACAAAUGUAGGGAAUGUGACAAAUCUUUUAUUCAUAGUUCACAUCUUAGAAGACAUCAGAGUGUUCAUACUGGAGAGAGACCUUACAGAUGUAAGGAAUGUGACAAAUCUUUUCAUGAGAGCUCCACUCUUAGAGAACAUGAGAAAAGUCAUACUGGAGAGAAAACUUACAAAUGUAGAGAAUGUGACAAAUCCUUUACCCAGCGUGCAUAUCUUAGAAAUCAUCAUAACAGAGUUCAUACAGGAGAGAGACCUUAUGUAUGUAAGGAAUGUGGCAAAUCUUUUACUACCUGCUCAACUCUUAAAAUACAUCAGACAAUUCAUACUGGAAAGAAACCCUACAAGUGUAUAGAAUGUGAUAAAUCCUUUACCAAUAAUUCAUAUCUUAGAACACAUCAGAAAGUUCAUUCUGGAGAGAAACCUUACAGAUGUAAGGAAUGUGACAAAUCUUUUACUAGCUGUUCAACUCUAAAAGCACAUCAGAAUAUUCAUACUGGAGAGAAACCUUACAAAUGUAUAGAAUGUGACAAAUCUUUUACCCAGGCCUCGCAUCUUAGAACACAUCAGAGAGUUCAUACUGGAGAGAGACCUUUCAGAUGUACAGAAUGUGACAAAUCUUUUACUAGGUGUUCUCACCUUAGAGAACAUCAGAAAAUUCAUAGUGGAGAGAAACCUUACAAAUGCAAAGACUGUGACAUAUCAUUUAACCAGAUUUCAAAUCUCAGAAGACAUCAGAAACUUCAUACUGGAGAGAAACCUUACAAAUGUAUGGAAUGUGACAAGUCCUUUACUCAUAACUCAAAUUUUAGAACACAUCAGAGAGUUCAUACUGGAGAGAAACCUUAUAGAUGUACAGAAUGUGACAAAUCUUUUACUAGGUGCUCCUACCUUAGAGCACAUCAGAAAAUUCAUACUGGAGAGAAACCUUACAAAUGUAUGGAAUAUGACAAAUCCUAUACCCAGGACCCAAAUCUUAAAAGACAUCAAAGAGUUCAUACUGGAGUGAAACAUACCUUUGUAAAUAAUAUAACAUAGUAUUUAUCCAGUAUUCUAUCUGCUUAUAAAUUGUAAGAAUAAGAAACAUGGGAAAUCCUUUAAUGUACUUUUAAAUCUCAUAAAAUAAUGCUAAAAUAAAAAUUUGCGUAUUAUGUCAAAA